Messenger RNA from Dromiciops gliroides (monito del monte), 2817 nucleotides. It is a transcript of the gene SSRP1, whose product is annotated as structure specific recognition protein 1. Lineage: Eukaryota; Metazoa; Chordata; Mammalia; Microbiotheria; Microbiotheriidae. Gene Ontology annotation, molecular function: nucleosome binding; DNA binding; histone binding. Bases 236 to 2383 code for a protein of 715 amino acids. The record is from RefSeq and is a predicted model, not a curated record. The transcript is spliced from 18 exons. Gene Ontology annotation, cellular component: nucleus; FACT complex.
UCUUUCUAUGGCAGCGUCGCUUCCGGUGGCGGGAGCCGGGGCUGCGCACGCGGGAAAAGAGCCUGAUCCCGGAGCCCCCUCCCCCGCCCCCCCGAGCCCGCCCGAGUUCCCCCGUGUCCGUGUCCAUGCCCCCUGGAGGAGCGCGGGGUUGAGGAGAUCCCAGUAGGCUUCUCUUGGGUCAGUCACCUCCUCGAGUUUUCUGGUUAGUUUUCUGUUGUCCGGUGCUGGGGCCAGCAUGGCAGAGACUUUGGAAUUCAAUGAUAUCUACCAGGAAGUGAAAGGUUCUAUGAAUGAUGGUCGCCUUCGGUUGAGCCGCCAGGGUAUAAUCUUCAAGAAUAGUAAAACGGGCAAAGUGGACAACAUUCAGGCUGGGGAGCUGACUGAGGGCAUCUGGCGACGGGUGGCUCUGGGCCAUGGCCUCAAGCUUCUUACUAAGAAUGGCCACUUCUAUAAGUAUGAUGGCUUUCGGGAAUCGGAGUUUGAGAAACUGUCAGAUUUCUUCAAAUCACACUACCGUUUGGAGUUGGUAGAGAAGGACCUGUGUGUGAAGGGCUGGAAUUGGGGAACAGUAAAGUUUGGUGGGCAGCUCCUGUCUUUUGAUAUUGGUGAACAGCCAGUCUUUGAGAUCCCUCUCAGUAACGUGUCGCAGUGCACCACGGGCAAGAACGAAGUGACGCUCGAAUUUCACCAGAAUGAUGACGCGGAGGUGUCCCUGAUGGAGGUGCGCUUCUAUGUCCCGCCCACACAGGAGGACGGCGUUGACCCUGUCGAGGCUUUUGCCCAGAAUGUGCUGUCUAAGGCAGACGUGAUCCAGGCCACCGGAGACGCCAUCUGUAUCUUCCGGGAGUUGCAGUGCUUGACGCCCCGAGGCCGCUACGACAUCCGCAUCUAUCCCACCUUCCUGCACCUCCAUGGCAAGACCUUUGAUUACAAAAUCCCGUACACCACCGUGCUGCGGCUGUUCCUGCUGCCUCACAAGGACCAGCGCCAGAUGUUCUUUGUGAUCAGCCUGGACCCUCCCAUCAAGCAGGGCCAGACCCGAUAUCACUUCUUGAUCCUUCUCUUCUCCAAGGAUGAGGACAUCUCGCUGACUCUCAACAUGAAUGAGGAUGAGGUGGAGAAGCGUUUUGAGGGUCGUCUUACCAAGAACAUGUCUGGUUCCCUCUAUGAGAUGGUCAGCCGCGUCAUGAAAGCUUUAGUGAACCGCAAGAUCACUGUGCCGGGCAACUUCCAGGGGCACUCAGGGGCACAGUGCAUUACCUGUUCCUACAAAGCCAGCUCAGGACUGCUGUACCCCCUGGAGCGGGGCUUCAUCUACGUGCAUAAGCCACCUGUGCACAUCCGAUUUGAUGAGAUCUCCUUCGUCAAUUUUGCCCGUGGCACGACCACUACUCGCUCCUUCGACUUUGAAAUUGAGACAAAGCAGGGGACACAGUAUACCUUCAGCAGUAUUGAAAGGGAGGAGUAUGGGAAGCUAUUUGAUUUUGUGAAUGCCAAGAAACUCAACAUCAAAAACCGAGGAUUGAAAGAGAAAAAAGAGGGCAUUAAUCCAAGUUACGAUGAAUACGCUGACUCAGAUGAAGAUCAGCACGAUGCCUACCUUGAGCGGAUGAAGGAAGAGGGCAAAAUCCGUGAGGAGAAUGCCAAUGACAGCAGUGACGACUCAGGAGACGAGACUGAUGAGUCAUUCAACCCUGGGGACGAGGAGGAUGACGUUGCAGAGGAGUUUGACAGCAAUGCCUCUGCCAGCUCCUCCAGUAAUGAGGGCGACAGUGACAGGGAUGAGAAGAAGAAGAAACUGGCUAAGAAAGCUAAGAUCGUCAAGGAACGGAAGUCCCGGAAGAAGCCUGUGGAGGGUAAGAAGGGCAAAGAUCCCAAUGCCCCCAAGAGGCCCAUGUCUGCCUACAUGUUGUGGCUUAAUGCCAGUCGGGAAAAGAUCAAGUCGGAUCACCCAGGCAUCAGCAUCACUGAUCUCUCUAAGAAAGCCGGGGAGAUCUGGAAGGGGAUGAGCAAAGAGAAGAAAGAGGAAUGGGACCGAAAGGCUGAGGAGGCCAAGAGAGACUAUGAGAAGGCCAUGAAGGAAUACAGUGAAGGGGGCCGAGCGGAGUCUUCUUACAGGAAGGAUAAGUCAAAGAAGAAGAAGAGAGGAAAGGUGAAGGUGGAGAAAAAACCUGCACCUCCCAAAGGCUCGUCCAAGUCUCCAUCCAAACAGCUGAGCGAGAGCUUCAAGAGCAGAGAAUUUGUGUCAAGUGACGAGAGCUCUUCAGGGGAGAACAAGAGCAAAAAGAAGAGGAGGAGGAGCGAGGAUUCUGAAGAGGAGGAGGAACUGGCCAGCACGCCUCCCAGCUCGGAAGAGUCAGGAUCCGGCUCAGACGAGGAGUAGAGAAGCCGCAUCUCCUCUGCUGCCCCUGUCAUUCUCUCGACUCCCCAUCUACAAUUUCCAUCCAUACCCUGUCACCAGCAGCCCCUAGACUGAGAAAUAAUCCUGGACUCAGCUGGCAGUGCAGCCCUCCUUGAUGAUGGACUUGAGUUACUGGGCGGGGAGGGCUUAUUCUCCAGGCAGCUUCACAGGGAUGACACAGUUGAAUUUGGGAAGAAGGUGAAGGUUGGAGCACAGGUCAUGCUUCACAUGCUCUCCUCUCCACGGUACUGCCAGCUGGUCCCUUCUCUGUCCCUGGGCAGCUCAUGGGAAGCUGCAGCCGGGGCGCACACAGGGUCAGCUUGGUAGCCCUUUGCUGGGGCUGAUUUCUAUUUUUUAUUUUGUAUUCCUGGUCAGUGGAAGUCACAAAAAAAGUUUAAUAAAGCAAAGUGACUUUA